UUUGGGAGGUAUCAGAACCCUGAGGAGCUUCCAUUCUUUCCAGUUUAUGCACAACCUCGCUUAGCACCUCCCCACAAAUUUCCAAAUUUCUUGUAUCCUCCUGCUGCUUCAACCAAUGUUAGUAAGAUAAUAUGGGAUAUGUACUUGAAUGACUUGCUUCCACUAUUCACCACAAAAGCAGAUGAUGGAAAUUAUCAACAAAUUGCAGCAUCAGAUCUUAUAUGUUUGCAAGCUCUCUCCAAAAGAAUUCAUUAUGGCAGAUAUGUAGCCGAGAUUAAAUUCAGAGAUUCACCUCAUGACUAUAUACCUGCUAUAAAGGCUAAGGAUAGAGAAACUCUGCUGACUCUGCUAACAUUUACCAGUGUUGAAGAAGCAGUGGUAAAAAGGGUGUUUAAGAAGGCUGAGAUAUUUGGGCAGAUCGUAAAUUUAGGAAAUAAUAAUGUAACGGGAGACAAAAGCAAAGGAAAUGAAAUUAAAUACAAAGUGGAUCCGUAUGUAGCUUCUAAGCUGUAUCAAGAAUGGGUGAUUCCAUUUACAAAGCAGGUGGAAGUUGAUUAUCUUCUUAAUCGCCUAAAUUGAUAAAAAAGAGUUGUGUAUCAUCUGAUAGCAAUAAAAAUCUUCAUAU
This is a messenger RNA of Phalaenopsis equestris, 625 nucleotides long. Its product is annotated as chorismate mutase 2-like. Gene Ontology annotation, biological process: aromatic amino acid biosynthetic process; chorismate metabolic process. Gene Ontology annotation, molecular function: chorismate mutase activity. Lineage: Eukaryota; Viridiplantae; Streptophyta; Magnoliopsida; Asparagales; Orchidaceae. The record is from RefSeq and is a predicted model, not a curated record. Gene Ontology annotation, cellular component: cytoplasm.